Messenger RNA from Pelagomonas calceolata, 1585 nucleotides. The record is from the annotation of a GenBank genome assembly. NCBI's taxonomy places the organism in Eukaryota, Pelagophyceae, Pelagomonadales, Pelagomonadaceae.
CCUCAGGAUUGAGCUGCACAGCCUAAGCAGCCCUCAUUGCAAUUCCAAUCAGCUUCGGGGCCGCACUUGCACCAUCGCUCCUGCGGAAGCGCGAGCCUAGCACUCUUGCAGCACAGCGCAACAACUAGCCAGGGUUGCCCUUGCAGCACUGCCGCAAGUGCAGCACUGCACACGAUGCGCCGCGCAAUACUGCUCAUGCUGGCCCAAGCAACAGCGCUGCGGCCGCCGGCCUCCUCCUUACUAGCGAACGACGUGCGAGACACGGCCGGCGACGAGGCCGCGUGGGCCGCGCGCGUCGAAAGUUUAGCUGUCCUGCCGCGCGGCUUCCGGUGCGGCACGGCGUCGUUGAAUUUCAAGCCGCGGGAGCUGCCCGAUAGCGAAGCGAGGAUGAAUUUGGGCGUGAUCGCGCUCGACGCGCCGACGGACCUCGUCGCGGGCGUUUACACGAAGAAUAGAUUGUGCGGCGCGCCCGUGACCGUGGGCCGGGACAUCCUCGCACGAGAGAAACCUCACAUCCAAGCCAUCCUCGCGAACAACAAGGUGUCUAAUGUCAGACCGGGGCCCGGGCUCGGGGUGUCGUGUGCUCAUACCGUAGCGGACGCUGCGAAGGAGGCUUUGAGUUUGGAAGGCGACGUCAUCCCCGCUUCCACAGGUGUCAUCGGCUGGGCGUUACCGGUGGACGAGAUGGUCGCGGCGGCUUCUUCAUUAACGCUCCAAGAGGGUUCGGCACAUAAAGUUGCCGAGGCCAUGAUGACGACGGACCGAUAUGCGAAAGCCGCGAGGAGCGAAUUGCCGAAUGGUGCUUCUCUAGUAGGUUUAGUAAAAGGCGCGGGCAUGAUCGAGCCGAACAUGGGGACGAUGCUCUGCUUUCUGGUUACCGACGCGGCGAUGGAGCGGUCGACGAUGCAGGCGUGUCUGGAGCGAUGCGUGAAGGGCACGCUGGGGUCCGUGGGCGUCGACGGCGACGAGUCGACGUCGGACAUGUGCGUGUUGCUAUCGUCUGGACAGGUACAAGAGGUAUCUGAGGAUGCUUUUGAAAAUGCAUUGGGCGACGUGCUGGCGCAAUUAGCCCAUCACAUCGUGCGGAACGGCGAGGGCACGAAUCAUGUAUUGAGGGUUUGUGUGCGAGGGGACCGGGACGAGGACUCGGCUAGAGCUCUGGGACGGGCCCUCGUGAACGGCCCCUUGCUCAAGUGCGCCGUCGCCGGCGACGACCCGAACGUUGGUAGGAUUGUGGGCAAAGUGGGCCAAUUGCUGGGCGCGCGGGGCGACCCGGACUUGCUGGACGAGGGCUCGCCUUGUGUGGUAAAGCUAGGCGGCGAGACGAUCUUCGAGGGCGGAUUUUUCCGGCUGGACGCGGCGAAGGAGGAGCGGCUUUCGAAUCAUAUGAAGGCCGCGCGGCUAGGUACGGACGUCGAGGGCGCGCCGGCGUGCCCCGUCCACGACCGGUGCGUCGAGAUCGAUAUUGAUCUGGGCGGAUCGCGGGACGUGGUCUCGGUGGUUCUGGGGAGCGACCUGACGCACGGCUACGUCAGCGAGAACGCGGACUACCGGUCAUGAUGCCGCGGCGACGGCGCGCGGCGGC